Molecule: messenger RNA, 984 nt
Organism: Podarcis raffonei (Aeolian wall lizard)
Lineage: Eukaryota; Metazoa; Chordata; Lepidosauria; Squamata; Lacertidae
Product: prolyl-tRNA synthetase associated domain-containing protein 1-like
Exons: 2
Coding region: 382-918 (178 amino acids)
Molecular function (GO): aminoacyl-tRNA deacylase activity
Source: RefSeq, a predicted model, not a curated record
AAGUAACUGCAAUCCUAUGCACGUUACUCUGAGAUCUCAAUGAGGAUUACUCUCUAGCAAUCGGUCUUAAAAGCCUGCAGCCAACGAGCUGCGGGUUGCAAUUCCAUGCGCGUUUACCGGAGAGGCAGCGCCCCUGCAAUCAGCGGGGAUUUGCUGCCGAGUAAACGCGAGUAGAUUCGGAAAUCGAACCCCGCACUUUCAGCUGCAGAGCGGAUGAAAGCGAGCCGCAGAAGUGAAAGCGAUCCCUCGUUUCUUUCUGGCUAGCGGAAGACUCUCCUUGGCUCGAGCGGAAAGGCGGCGCCUCCUCUCCCGCAGCGCGUCGCUCGAUCAGCUGACGGUCCCGAUCUCCAAAAGGCCCGAAGCUAGGGCGAAGGAUCAGCCAUGGCCGGGCAGCCGCAAGCGGAGGGGGCACUUCGGAAGGCGCUAGAGGAUCACCUGCACGGCCUGGGCAUCCAAGCGCUAGCCGUGGAGCACCCCGAGGUGUUCACAGUUGAAGAAAUGAUGCCUUACGUCCAGCAUCUGAAAGGAGCACACAGCAAAAACCUUUUCCUUAAAGAUAAGAAGAAAAAAGGAUUCUGGCUGGUGACGGUCCUGCACAACAGGCAAAUCAAUUUAAAUGACUUGGCAAAGAAACUAGGCGUCGGGAGCGGGAAUCUUCGUUUUGCUGACGAAGCGGCCAUGCUUGAGAAGCUGAAAGUUGGACAGGGGUGUGCAACGCCCCUAGCUCUUUUCUGUGACCAGGGAGAUGUGAAGUUUGUGUUGGAUUCUGGCUUUCUGGAAGGAGGCCACGACAUGUUGUACUUUCACCCAAUGACAAAUGCAGCAACUAUGGGACUACGUCCAGAUGACUUUCUAAGAUUCCUGAAGUCCACAGGACAUGAGCCUACAGUUGUACAUUUUGAUGAAAGUGACAAGUAGCUUUGCACCACCAUUUUAUAUGUAAAAUCAUGUCAUGAAAAUUUAAAGAUGCUAGCUAUCUGUUAA